Nematocida parisii ERTm1 is the source of this 1852-nucleotide messenger RNA. RefSeq lists its product as uncharacterized. The coding region runs from base 8 to 1852 and encodes 614 amino acids. The record is from RefSeq and is a predicted model, not a curated record. Lineage: Eukaryota; Fungi; Microsporidia. The transcript has a single exon. Gene Ontology annotation, biological process: lipid metabolic process.
GGAAAGAAUGAAUAUUGGAUGUAAAUUAUUGUCUUGCUCUACUGAAUCACUUAUUAAAAAAGAUGAUAGUAUGUGGUGGUGGGAAGGGGCCCCGCUGUUUACUACUGGAUAUCUUAUUAAAAUAUUAUAUAAUGGAAAGAAAGUAAAGUAUAAUAUAGAAGAAGCCACGUUUAAUUUAACCUUUGAGUGCAUUCAGGAUGUGAAAAUGGGAAUAUUAGAGAUAUUUAUUAUAGAAGAAGGAUUCUUAAGAAACCAGUUAGUUGGUUAUACAUUUAAGAAAGUUGAAGAUUUACUGGAGAAAAAGAAGAAUUCUGUUCAUUAUUUAAAACUGUUUCCUACAAAUGAUCCAAUAAGCAGUUGGAUAUAUAGCAAACAGCCUCGUAGGUAUGACUUCAUUCCUAAGGAUAUGGAGAUGUAUCUUGCUCUAUCUGUUGUAGAGAUUAAAACUAUAAAAACAUUAGAGAAAAAGAAGCCGUCCUUUUUAUGGGCAGGGUUUUUAAAGAAUGAAGCAAUUGCUGGCCGUAUAUUUGACUUGCAAGAAGCAUUUCAGUUUCUGUUCAGAGACAUGCAAAACAUUUCAGAGUUUGUUUAUGGGAUGAGAGAAUUAUUUUUGUAUUAUGGGAAGAUGGAUAAAUUAGAAUUUAAGUAUGUGCCUAAAUAUAAAGGACUAGAAGAAAAUCUAGGGGUAUUUGACAAGAUUAAAAGUGUUUUUAAAAAAAGAGAUCCUGUUUUGCAUAGGCUUAAAUAUUCAAAGCAGCUAAAGGAAGAGCUAUUGCAGGUGGGCAAUCCGUAUAAAUGGCAUGUAGAGAAACAAGAAUUUUAUGACUUUCAUUUGAAUAUGUACAGGUAUGCGAUAUCACCAUACGGGCAUGCAUUUCUUAAUUUUCACUCACUAAUUAAUGUAAUAGACAACAAGAUUGUUGGAUGUAAGUGCAUUUACUGCAAAACCCCCAAAAUAAAUGCAGAGGAGAAGUUUUUCCACCUAUUCUCUGGCAUUCCAUACACAGAUAUUGUACAUGAGGCAAGUAAAUACUUGGAACACGUGAUAUUCAUGGACAAAAUAGAAGGAAUUCUUUAUAUUACAUUUAAGGGAACGCUCCAUAGCAGAGAAGCACUGAUAGAUAUUGAUUAUAAAUAUCAUAAAUACAAGAACAAUCUAUUUCAUAGGGGGAUAUUUAAAGAAUCGGAGAAAUUUAUCAAAGAAAAAGAAAAGGCAAUUGAAGAACUAAUGAAGAAAUAUGAAAUUAAAAAAAUACGGCUAGUAGGGCAGUCCCUAGGCGGUGCUUUGGCCAUGCUUGUAUGGAUGUUUAUUCGAGAGAGUUCUUUGCUGUCAAAAUAUACUACAUCUUGCAUUGCAUAUUCUCCCCCACCAAUUAUAAAUAACCCAAAAUGGUUUAAAACCCUUAUAGGAAAUAAUCCAGAAAACAAAAUAACUGUUUUGAUAUAUGGAAAUGACAUUGUACCGACCUUGUGCUUUGGGACCGUUUUUGAGCUGCGGCUUCUAGCCACACAUUUUUAUGCUAUAAGCGUAUCUAAACAUAAGAACAAGGAAAAGUACAUACAUGCACUACUCCGCAAGUUGAAAAAGAAGGGAAUGGAAAAGCUUUAUAUUCCAGGAGAUAUUUAUAAAAUAAGGCACACAACAGAUACUCCCAGUACAUUUUUAGUCAGGAAAACACAUUGGUCUGAAUAUAAUGCAAUAAAAUUAUGGGCCAAAGCGUUUAUCCACCAUACACCAGGGGCAAUGAUAAACUCUCUCCAAAAAUCAUUAAAGUACUUUUAUGGAAGUGGAAACCUAGAUAAUUCAGAAAAGAAUGGACUUGAUAAUGAGCAUAUACAUAUUAAUAAAUAA